AUUUUGUAGGAUGCUUAUGGUUUCGACAAACAAACUUUAUCGUAUUUCACGUGUAUGAGUCAUCAACAGGUUUAUUCAUUUUUGAAGAUUCAUGAUAACUACAGAAUGCAUAAACCUUCAGUAUCCCAAGCUGCUAUUGAAACUGCCAAAUUAGUUAAGUCUCCAAAUCCAUCUCCAGCACUAAUCCAGUAUAGGGGUCGAUUGAGUAGUCUUACUGAAGUAGAGAUAGAACAGUUCAAGAUAGCCAAUUAUGCAGACACUGUUCGUCAACUUGAUGCUUAUUAUGGGCAAAUAAAAAGACAAAUUCUGAACUUUCAAAGUCCAACAACAGGAUUAUUUCCAGCAUUAUCUCAAGAUAAAGAAUUAGCCUAUGUGAGAGACAGUAUAUAUUGUGCUGUUGCUGUUUGGGGUCUUUAUCAGUCAUACAGGAGAAUAGAUGAUGACCGAGGAAAAGCAUAUGACUUGGGACAGAGUGUAGUGAAAUGCAUGAGGGGAAUCCUUUUUGGUUGGAUGAGGCAAUCAAAAGAAAAGAUGGAAUGCUUUAAGAUGAACCAAUGUCCUAAACAUGCAUUGCAUAGCAAACUUAACCUACAUACAGGCCAGCCAGUUGUCACUAGUGAUGAAUAUGGACACUUACAAAUUGAUGGUGUUUCACUUUACCUAUUGUUUCUGGUACAAAUGAUCAACUCUGGUCUUCAGAUAAUCUACACAAUGGAUGAAGUGAAUUUUGUUCAAAAUUUAGUUUAUUAUGUGGAAAGGGCAUAUCGCACCCCAGACUAUGGCAUGUGGGAACGAGGAAGCAAAUAUAACAAUGGAACACCAGAAAUUCAUGCUAGUUCCAUAGGCACAGCUAAGUCAGCUCUGGAAGCUAUCAAUGGUUGUAAUCUGUUUGGAGACAAGGGUGCUUCAUGGUCUGUCAUAUAUGUUGAUAUAGAUGCUCACAGUCGAAAUAGAAGCAUCUUUGAAACUCUUCUUCCCAGAGAAUCAAGUUCGAAGAAUACAGAUGGAGCUUUACUUCCAGUCAUCAGUUUUCCAUGUUUUGCUACACAUGAUGAGCUCAUCUAUACUCGCACAAAAGACAAAAUCUUGAGGAAGCUACAGGGAAAUUAUGGUUUCAAAAGGUUUCUAAGAGAUGGGUAUGGUACUGUGGAGGAGGAUAUUUCUCGGAAGUUUUACAGAGCUGGAGAAACAAAACAAUUUGAAAACAUUGAAUGUGAAUGGCCUAUGUUUUUCAUCUUCAUGAUUCUGGAUGGAGUAUUUAAAGGAAAUGAAGAACAAGUCAAGAAAUACCAGCACAUGCUUCAUCCACGCUUGAAAAGAGAUAAGUAUGGAGAUGCCAUUGUGCCCAAAUAUUUCUAUGUUCCUCCUGAGUGUUUAGAGAGUGAGAAAUCUGAACCAGGAUCCCAACCUCGUGUCCCCAGCAGUGAGGGUGAUGUGGGUAAUCUCUUCAUGAUGGGACAGGCCCUUUACAUUUUGUCACAGUUACUGAUUGAUGGACUUUUACACAUAAAUGAACUUGAUCCUGUUCGGCGUUACCUACCUUCCUAUAACAGACCCAGGAAGUCUGGGAGAUAUUCAGCUUUCCAAGGUAAAGCAUCCGGGACAGCUAGUGACCUUGUCGUCCAGGUGGUCCUGAUUGCUGAAAGUAUGAGACUUCAAGCAAUGAUGGCCACCUAUGGAAUACAGACCCAAACACCACAUGAAGUGGAACCUGUGCAGAUCUGGCCUCCACGACAGCUAGUUAAAAUAUACCAGUUUUUGGGUGUCAAUCUGAAGUUGAGUUUAAAGGGAAGACCACCAAGGCCUAUUGGAGCACUAGGCACUAGUAAACUGUACCGUAUUUUGGGACAGACAGUAUUGUGUUAUCCUUUAAUCUUUGAAGUUAAUGAUUUUUACCUUUCCCAUGACAUGGCUCUUCUGAUUGAUGACAUUAAAAAUGAGCUUCACUUUGUAGGCAGAUACUGGAGAAUGUCAGGAAGACCAACUGUUUGUAUCUUGAUCAGAGAAGAACACAUGAGGUUUGUUCAUUUCUCACAU
Molecule: messenger RNA, 2037 nt
Organism: Limulus polyphemus (Atlantic horseshoe crab)
Lineage: Eukaryota; Metazoa; Arthropoda; Merostomata; Xiphosura; Limulidae
Product: probable phosphorylase b kinase regulatory subunit beta
Exons: 18
Biological process (GO): glycogen metabolic process
Cellular component (GO): phosphorylase kinase complex
Molecular function (GO): calmodulin binding
Source: RefSeq, a predicted model, not a curated record